UGAACAUAAACGACAAAAUUUUUUUAAAAAUUCUGAGACGGCCACUGUGACCCGGAAGUGUUCGUGGACUAUGGCUGCGGUUAACUGGGGCUUAUGUGCAUCCGCGGAAGGUUGUAUUGAAUAAAUACAUUAAUUUAAAGCUUUUAUUGUAGAAGAUCCAUAUUCUCUUGGUCAAUGAGACACACAGAAAGCUUCCAACUGUGACUCCAGUCCAUUGGGCUACCACGGAUAAUGAGUAGUUCCUCCUCUGCUAGUCAAAGUAGUUGUCUUCUGGAGGGAAGAAGUUUAGAUAAAGCUGAGCAACAGUGUACACUGGGUACUAUUGGGACAAGGCUUAUGUCGACAGGGCCUGUGGGGAGAUCUGAUGGGGACCAGUCCCCCUCGGCACAGAAACGUACAGCUACUCAAGCCUUCAGCCUACUUCCCAAACGCAGGAGCUCAUCCAGAUCCAUAAAACGCAAGAAAUUUGAUGAUGAGCUAGUUGAAAGCAGCCUGGCUAAAUCUUCUACUCGGGCAAAAGGCCCAACAGGGAUGGAACCUGCACGAUACUCCAGCAGUGAACCACCAUCCAAUGAAAAGAAAAAAUUAUCAAAAUCCACCACAGUGCCGUUAGCUCCCAGCAGUAUCGUCAAACGGCUAAAGAAAAGCAAGCAGCCCCUUCAGGUCACGAAAGAUCUUGGACGAUGGAAGCCAACAGAUGACUUGUUGUUAAUAAAUGCUGUUUUGCAGACUAAUGACUUGACUGCCGUGCACCUUGGCGUGAAGUUCAGCUGUCACUUCACAUUACGGGAGAUUCAGGAGCGGUGGUACGCGCUGCUGUAUGAUCCUGUUAUAUCGAAACUGGCUUGUCAGGCAAUGAGGCAGCUUCAUCCUGAAGCAAUUGCAGCAAUUCAGGCCAAAGCUCUCUACAGCAAGGCAGAGGAGCAACAGUUGGCGAAGAUUGGAUCGACCAGUCAACCUACACUGGAUACUUUUCAGGAGUUGCUAAACAAACACCCAAAUGUUUUCUAUCAGUCACGAACUGCCAAAUCCUUGCAAGUUCACUGGCAACUGAUGAAACAGUACUACCUCUUAGAAGAUCAAACAGUCCAACCAUUACCUAAAGGAGAUCAAGUUCUGAAUUUUUCUGAUGCUGAAGAUAUGAUAGAUGACAGCAAGCUCAAGGAAGCAAGAGAUGAGGUCCUGGAACAUGAACUCGCCCUAGCAGACCGACGCCAGAAACGAGAGAUUCGACAGCUAGAACAAGAGCUUCCAAAGUGGCAGGUUCUAGUUGACAGUGUCACAGGUAUCAGCUCUCCUGAUUUUGAUAACCAGACACUGGCUGUUUUACGAGGAAGAAUGGUCCGAUACCUGAUGAGGUCCCGAGAGAUCACAUUGGGUAGAGCCACAAAAGAUAACCAGAUUGAUGUGGACCUUUCUCUAGAAGGACCAGCAUGGAAAAUUUCCAGAAGGCAAGGUAUAAUAAAGCUGAAGAACAAUGGUGAUUUCUUCAUUGCCAAUGAAGGCCGACGUCCCAUCUACAUUGAUGGUAGGCCGGUGCUGAGUGGAAAUAAGUGGAAGCUGAACAACAAUUCUGUUGUUGAAAUUGCUGGUCUUCGUUUUGUGUUUUUAAUUAACCAGGAUCUGAUUGCACUGAUCAGGGCUGAAGCUGCUAAGAUGAACCAGCAGUGAGGGGGAGUUUCUUGUCUAAAUAAACAGUGGCUAAAGUAAUGAUGAAUGAACUCGUCACUGAUUAGGAUUUGUAAACUCUCUUAUUUAGACUGUUUCAUUUAAUCGUACUGGGAUUAACAACUCUAGACCAGAGCUGCGAGCUAUUACUGAUGUACAUUUUCAUUGGACGCUCAAUGGAAAAUACUGUUUUACCUUGUAUUUGUUUGGCGGAAUUAAUAGUGGAACAUUGAGGGAAGAGGAAGGAUAGCACGAGGCUUCUUUUUUUGUAAUUGCAGAUGGCGCACCUGGAAAAUGACUUCAGCUACAAUCUUUGUUUUCCUAGAAAUCUGUCCCUGUUUUAACUUUCUAUCUAAAAUUUUUUAUCAUCAUUUUCCUGACCAUCAUUCAAUAGAAUUAAGCUAUGGAAUACUGAUAGUGUAAUCUGAGCACAUGCUCUUGCUUCAGUUUCCAACAAUUGUUACAUUUUUACCUUUUAAAAACAAAAGUUGUGGAAAACCUUCUAUUUAAAAAAAGCUUUUCUGUUUUUGACAGCCCUUUUUAUUUUAAAAUGAGCGAUGAAAUAAAUGUCAAUCUGUUAAAACCAGUGGCAAUAAUGGUGGUGUUUUGGCAAUAAUACCCACACCAUUCACAAAUAAAAUUAGUUUUGUUUUCUGAAGUCUGAUUCAUAUUGGUGCAUUUAUCAACAGCAAGGUGGGAUUUCAUGGAUAGCUGAGGAGACAAUUUAAGCAGUAGAAAUUAGUUUGCCCUUGAAGAGUCAGACUCAGGAUGGCAUGCUGAUAACUAGAUGGAGAAGAUAUGUGGGUUGGCUGGUUAAUUGGCUACUGUAAGUUAUCCCAAGCAGGACAAUUGAGUGAGUUGUUGGACAGAUGGGAGAGAACAGGUUAUUGGGAAAUAAAUGGAAUGAGAUUGAUGGGAAAUUGCUUUGAGCUUUCCUUAGCUCAAUGGGCCAAAUUGCCACCUUCUCUGUCAGAAGCAAAUAUCAACACAAUAUUUGAAAAUGUGAGGGAAACUU
Molecule: messenger RNA, 2683 nt
Organism: Mobula hypostoma (lesser devil ray)
Lineage: Eukaryota; Metazoa; Chordata; Chondrichthyes; Myliobatiformes; Myliobatidae
Gene: mcrs1
Product: microspherule protein 1
Exons: 15
Coding region: 232-1671 (479 amino acids)
Biological process (GO): positive regulation of transcription by RNA polymerase II
Cellular component (GO): MLL1 complex; Ino80 complex; NSL complex
Molecular function (GO): G-quadruplex RNA binding; protein binding
Source: RefSeq, a predicted model, not a curated record